This is a messenger RNA of Didymodactylos carnosus, 786 nucleotides long. The record is from the annotation of a GenBank genome assembly. NCBI's taxonomy places the organism in Eukaryota, Metazoa, Rotifera, Eurotatoria, Philodinida, Philodinidae.
AUGUUAUCUGCAGAAGAACAGCGGCCAGUAAAGCUAGAAUUUAUCGUUGAUAUAAAUGAUCAACAAAAAGUAACUGAACUUCGAAAUAUUCUCUCGAACCAAAACGGUAUAAAAAAUGCUGAUAUUAAUCUCGACAAUAAACGCGUCGUCGUUGAAACAACAUUACAAUCAAGCAAAGUACAAAACAUAAUCGAAAAUUCACUUAAGACUGAUGCUGUGCUCAUGGGCGCCGCUGUGUCAGCUGUAGUUGGUAAAGAUUCACGCGUAUGUGGUCUCGUUCGGUUUAUUCAAGUUGAAGAAAAUACAUGCGUUGUUGAUGGUUCAAUUGACGGUUUGAGUCCGGGUGAACAUGGAAUAAAUAUACACGAAUUUGGAGAUUUAUCAAGUGGCUGUGACAGUUGUGGAGAUCAUUAUAAUCCAUUUCGUAAGUCACACGGAGGACCAACAGAUAGUGAAAGGCACGUUGGUGAUUUGGGCAAUGUUGUAGCCGAUGAAUAUGGUUCAGCUCGGUUUCGUUUAUUAAAUCGUUUUGUUAAAGUAUCAGAUAUAAUUGGACGGUCGUUUGUUGUCCAUGCAAACAAAGAUGAUUAUGGCCUUGGUGAUAAUUAUUUAUCAAAAAUGACAGGAAAUUCUGAACCACGUUUAGCAUGUGGAAUUAUAGCUCGUAGUGCAGGAUUAUUCGAGAACACAAAACGUUUAUGUACAUGUUCUGGCGCUACAAUAUGGGAAGAACGAAAACAAGCAAAAGCCAAAGAACAAAUAUUUUCUAAUAGAACAUCAUCCUGA